ACCAUCGAUCGCUGCCUCGCCUGUACUACGCUCCUCGUCUGCGCCACGAGCCGCGUUCAUCCAGCUCUCCCUCUCAGAUACUCACCAUGAGUCUUUCCGUGAGCGGACGUCCGCCGCCCUCGUUGCUCACCGAUGCAUCGACGCGUUCACGCCUCGCGACCCUGGUACCCAAUCUCGAAGCCUCGCUCGCCAAUGCCUCCUUGAGCCCGCCAACAAGCAAUGGGACGCUGGCCGCCACCGAUCUGCAGAAGCUUCUGUACAAUAUUCAAGUCUACCAGCACGAUUUCUUGGGCGCUGAAGCUCCCCAGAGGCCUGCAAAUUCGUCUACCUCUAACCCUUUGGCCAAACAUCCUCCCCGCAUUCCAGCCCAGCACUUCCGCACCACUGCAUCCCUCGCGUCUACAGAAGGCCCCUCCGCCGACUCGAGCGUAUUCGACGUCCUGGACGCAGCGCUGCAAUUCCUUGCCAAGCGUGGAGACAAGACCAUCGAGCUCGCUGGCGAUGCCUCGAAUACGGAAUUGAUCGCUGCUAUUCGAGAGCGUCUGAGACAAAAGGGAUGGCUCAAGCGAUUCCGAGUAGCGGCAGAAGGGGACUUCAGCGAAGCGGAGAAGGAAGCAUUGAAGAGGAUGGCAGAGGGAUUAGAGUGCGACUGGACCGACGAUGCCACACAAGCCACGCACGCCCUUGUACCAUCAAAUACGCCGCCAGCUUCGCCAUCGGGCUCAUCCCCGGACUACCACAGGACCUUGGCUAAGUCAUCGGACGGCAAGAAGGCUCUGGUUCACGUCUGGUAUCGGCCGGACUCACACGACACAUGGCUGCCGGCAACAGAUUUCGCUGAUCCAGAGCCCGAGCCAGAAAGCAAAGCGCGCUGGGAGCUAGAGAGCCGUUGGCUGAAAGACGGAGUGAGGUACAACGAGCUGAUGAACGAGGAAGACUACGAGAUCUUUGCAGAAGAUGCGCCUGCACCGGAAACUGUGCCCAAGAAGCGCGAGAUGCCGGACGAGAUCAUGGAUGACUCCUUGGACAGCCCGGCUCCAGCUGAAGGAUCUUCGUCGAAGAAAAUCAAGCUGCUCGUUGCCGCUAGGCCUGUCGGGGCUGUACCCAUUGAUCUUACAGGAGCUUCUGCCUCAAUCCCUGGCAAGGUCUACGAGAAGGAGCCUAUUACUGGGGCCGCCAUCGGAAAUCUGCCUUCCGAGCCAGCGCUCGCAGGUGAUGUCACUAUGGCAAGUGGGGCAGACAACGCCGAGGCUCGAGCAGAUGCAGAUGACAGUGACGACAUCCCCUCGGCCGCUGCCAUUUCGGCGCAACAUCGUCAAGCCGCUGCUCUUGCCAAACGCUAUCUAGCCUCUCAGACUCAGGAGAUCAUCAUCCCAUCUUAUUCAACUUGGUUCUCCUUCAACACGAUCGCUCCACUAGAAAAGAGGAGUCUGCCGGAGUUCUUCAAUGGCAGGAACAGGAGCAAGACUCCAGAGAUCUACAAAGAGUACAGAGACUUUAUGAUCAAUACCUACCGCCUCAAUCCCAGCGAAUAUCUCACCUUCACUGCAUGCAGGAGAAAUUUGGCAGGAGAUGUCUGCAGUAUUAUGCGUGUUCACGGUUUCCUGGAGCAGUGGGGUCUGAUCAACUAUCAAAUUGACGCUGAGACCAGGCCAGCUGCUCUUGGCCCUCCUUUCACCGGCCAUUUCCGCGUCCUGGUGGAUACUCCGCGAGGCCUGCAACCCAUGCAUCCCGGCACCCGCCGGCCUGAGCAGCCUGGUCAUGCAGCUCUUUCCGCUAAUGGCGUUGAGCAAGUCAACGGACAUAGCACCAAGGAGCCUGCCACCGUCGAUCUGUCCCUUGAACUGAGGAGGACUGUCUACUCGACCACUCUGCGGGCGAGCAAGAGGAUCAGUGAAGCAGAAGGUCAGAGCCUAACGCAGGCGGCAGACGCAGCAGUCUCAUCCGGAGCCGCUGCUGGCCCCUCGUACUCCUGCGAUACUUGCGGAACAGAAUGCACUCGGUCGCGCUACCACUCGAUCAAGAACAAAGACUAUGUCCUUUGCCCUGGAUGCUACACAGAAGGACGCUUUCCGUCUUCGAUGUUCUCUGGGGACUUUGUCCGCAUCGACGAUUUGCCUUUCAAGCAAGGCGGCGGCUCCGCUGCCAUUGAAGGAUCCAGUGGUGAAGAGUGGUCGGAUGCCGAGAUGCUGAGACUGCUUGAAGCUCUGGAGAUGCACGGAGAUGACUGGUCAAAGGUGGAAGCUCAUGUGGGCACCAGAAAUGUGGAAGAGUGCAUUUCGCGAUUCGUACAAUUGCCGAUCGAAGACCCAUAUCUCGGCGGUCACUCCAAGGGUACUGGCGUGUCGACUUCUCAGUCCGACCUCGGCCCGCUGCAGUACCUGCGAGACCCCAAGGCGCUCAAUGGGGCCACUAUACCAUUCGCCCAAGCCGACAAUCCGGUCAUGAGCGUCGUUGCCUUCCUUGCGAGUGCCGUCAGUCCAGCUGUCGCUGCCGCUGCAGCACAAAGCGCUCUAGGCGAACUGACGGAUGGGCUGAGACAGAGGCUCAAGAAGGGCGAAGAGGUGCGACCGGACGAUGUUGCCGCCGCUGAACCUGCUGCGUCUGCUGCUGCCGGUAGCGCCGAAGUUACCGAAGCGGACGCAAUGGAGGUGGACAAGCCCAGCAAGCAAGUCGAUGGCACUGCCUCAGCGCCCGAAAUCGAAGUCAACAUCACCGACGCUGCCAAGUCUGAGCUUGCCCAAGCCAAGGAAGACGCAGAAGAUGCUCCUCAGCCUACUGUCGAAGGCACUUCUUCCAAGCCCAAGAGCGCCCUGCCCCGCAACGCAGUCGAGCGAGCUGCCUCGAUUGCCCUCGGCGCUGCUGCCUCCAAGGCAUACGUCCUCUCCUCCUUUGAGGAGCGCGAAUGUCAACGUCUGGUGAAGCAGGUCCUGGAAGCUCAAAUGCGCAAAAUGGAACUCAAGAUGUCCCAAUUGGACGAGCUUGAAUCCUUGGUAGAUCAGGAGCGACGCAUGGUCGAAGUUGAGAAGCAAGGUCUCUUCAGCGAUCGACUAAAAGUACAACGUCAAUUGCGCGCUGUAGGGGAGUUGAUGAGAAAGGCACAGCAGCAAUUGCAACAGGCACAGAGUCAGGGAGCCGUACAGGGACAACCGGUCAAUGCGCAGGAUCUGCAGAGGGUGGAGCAGAUGGGCGUUAGGGAUGGACAGGGACCGCAGGUUAGAGAUGCUGGACAGGGUCAGGGAGUCACGCUCCCACAGGGUGGGACAGUCGCGCAAUUGUAAGAGGCGACACAAAGGGUCUCUUCACCAUACCUUUCCAAAAGCCCCUGUACGACUACCUCUCUCCUCGUCUCGUGCUUCUGAUCCUUCUUGUCACCCCAUAAACAACGCUAGCGCCUGAAGAGGAACAAUUAACAUACACAGAUAGCAUUGCGACUGUGUGUCUGU
Messenger RNA from Microstroma glucosiphilum, 3446 nucleotides. RefSeq lists its product as hypothetical. Bases 87 to 3281 code for a protein of 1064 amino acids. Gene Ontology annotation, molecular function: histone binding; zinc ion binding; DNA binding. The record is from RefSeq and is a predicted model, not a curated record. Lineage: Eukaryota; Fungi; Basidiomycota; Exobasidiomycetes; Microstromatales; Microstromataceae. Gene Ontology annotation, biological process: positive regulation of DNA-templated transcription. Gene Ontology annotation, cellular component: SWI/SNF complex. The transcript has 2 exons.